Acomys russatus (golden spiny mouse) is the source of this 546-nucleotide messenger RNA. Its product is annotated as resistin-like gamma. Gene Ontology annotation, molecular function: hormone activity. The record is from RefSeq and is a predicted model, not a curated record. The coding region runs from base 91 to 405 and encodes 104 amino acids. Lineage: Eukaryota; Metazoa; Chordata; Mammalia; Rodentia; Muridae. The transcript is spliced from 3 exons. Gene Ontology annotation, cellular component: extracellular region.
AUAUCCUUCCCCUCACAGCCAUGCCAGAUCUCAGUGAUCUCAUGUUCUCUGUCUUUUUCCUCCAGCCACAGGACAUUGACUUUCAACAGGAUGAAGACUACAACUUGUUCCCUUCUGAUCUUCAUCUGCCUUCUCCAGCUGAUGGUCUCGGUGAAUACUGAGGGGAGAAAGAGCAGGGAACUUCCCAGCCAUGGAGAUGACUGUACCUGCACUGUAACUAGGACUCUCUCCUGCACUAGUGUCACGGCCACAGGCAGACUGGCCUCCUGUCCUGCUGGUAUGGCUGUCACUGGCUGUGCUUGUGGCUAUGGCUGUGGAUCUUGGGAUAUCAGGAACGAAAAUACUUGCCACUGCCAGUGUGCGGUCAUAGACUGGACCACCGCCCGCUGCUGUCAAAUGGCCUAAGAAUGAGGAGGCUGAGAACUCAGUUUUGAAAUGAAUACUAUAAUGAAACCACAAUAUCAACUUGGAAACCUGGCUCAUGUCUCUUGAUGAAUGCAUAUCACCCAAUAAUCCUGCUUCUUGAAAAAUAAAGAUGAAUUUGCA